Molecule: messenger RNA, 1810 nt
Organism: Ictalurus furcatus (blue catfish)
Lineage: Eukaryota; Metazoa; Chordata; Actinopteri; Siluriformes; Ictaluridae
Gene: otpb
Product: orthopedia homeobox b
Exons: 2
Coding region: 837-1793 (318 amino acids)
Biological process (GO): regulation of DNA-templated transcription; neuron differentiation
Molecular function (GO): DNA binding; DNA-binding transcription factor activity, RNA polymerase II-specific
Source: RefSeq, a predicted model, not a curated record
GCACUGAUCCCGCACCCGAUUCGUUCCCUUUACGAAAAUAGGUGAGGCUACUAUUUGUAACUUCAUCACACGUCCAUUCCUUUCAGUUUGAAACCUUUCAUGGAUUUUACCGUUUGCAACUUUUUUUUUUUCAAAUAAAACUAGAUUUAUUAUAAACUGUUUGUGCGCCAUGAUUAUGAGCUCAUUUAUAGCCUACAAUAAGGGGCUGAUACUAUAAAUCAGACCUGAUAUUAAGGAGACAGUAAUUGCAGACGCUGCUGGUUUAUGGAUGCUGCUGGUUGGGCGCGUGAGCUCGCAGAGGCGACAUUUCCAGCCUUCAAUUCUGAUUGGCUCUCAUAUGAGGAAGCUCACGCGCUCAUCCACCUAUUAAGCGCCUCCCUGUCUCUCUAAAGAACAUUAUAAUGCUCGCAGCCACCUUUUUUUAAACGCGCGGAGAAUUUUUCUUCAUUUGGCCACUCUAUGCUGUUUAAAGGAGUUAAAAGUUUUAGGGCUAGUUUCGGCACCGGUGCGCGAUGCUCUCUCACGCCGAUCUCUUGGACACUCGCCUCGGUGAGUUACCGACACCCAACUCCGGUCUUCAGCUCCACUGUAAGCUAUGGAGGAACUUUCCAUUUAUACAAUUAUGAUCGGAUUUAGACUUAAUGCUUAAUCUAAUUUUGAACUCGAUAUUGCAGGCUAAUUCAUUAUCUAGUGAAUUAAUUACAUCUAACCUAUUUCAUCAACCUUGUCUAAAUAUUGAUAGAGGAUUGACUGAGGAUCUUAUGUGAUGCAGUUUGAACUUGUUUGGAAUAUUUUCGAUGCUGGUCAUGUUGUUAUCCGAUUAGAGAAAAGUCCAAAUGUUUUCUGUGUUUUUCGUGCCAUGGAAAAACUUAAUUUUGACCGGUGCUUUUGCAGGGAUGAAGGAUGCUGCGGCUGAGCUGCUGGGCCACAGGGAGGCUUUAAAGUGCAGACUCGUCGCGGACACCGGACACCCGGGUGAUCUGAGCUCCGGACCGGACGCGGUCGAGGGUACCACGCUGCUCCCCGGGGAAGAUAUAAGCAAUGGCGGAUCAAACCCCAGCGGCAUGCAGCAGGUCGGCUCCAAGGAGCAAGACAAACAACAACAACAAGGGUCGAGUCAGUCGGGUGGACAACAGAGUCAGCAGAAACAGAAACGACACCGGACCCGCUUCACACCGGCGCAGCUUAACGAGCUGGAGAGAAGCUUCGCAAAAACCCACUACCCUGAUAUCUUCAUGAGAGAGGAACUGGCGCUCAGAAUCGGAUUAACAGAGUCCCGAGUUCAGGUGUGGUUUCAGAACCGUCGGGCCAAGUGGAAGAAGCGCAAGAAGACGACGAAUGUGUUCCGCGCUCCUGGCACGCUGUUGCCCACACACAGUUUGCCGCAGUUUCCGACGGCCGCUAUGGGCGACGGCUUGUGCUCAUUCCACGCCAACGACGGGCGCUGGGCCGCGGCUGGAAUGGCAGGCGUUUCUCAGCUGCAGCUGCCGCCGUCGCUCGGCCGCCAGCCGUCCAUGGCGCAGUCGCUGUCGCAGUGCAGCCUGGGAGGCGCGCCGCCGCCCAACUCCAUGGGCCUUUCCAACGGUCUAUCGUCGAACGGCUCGGGUCUGCAGUCGCACCUGUACCAGCCCGCGUUCCCCGGCAUGGUACCCGCCUCGCUUUCCGGUCCGACCAGCGCGAGCGGUUCGCCUCAGCUGUGCAGCUCCCCGGACAGUGACGUGUGGAGAGGCAGCAGCAUCGCCUCCCUGCGCCGCAAAGCGCUCGAGCACACCGUCUCCAUGAGCUUCACCUAAUCACAACGUCACUUGCG